AUGUCGGCGACGCCUCGCAAGCCCAGUAUCCCGGGCAAUUCCAACAGAAACUCGACUGCAGAAAGUCACACAGCCAGCGGCACUGCAUCGCGAACGCACACUCGAUCUCCCAGUGCUUCGACAAAUGGCGUCACUCGUUCUCCGUCCCUGCGUGCUUCGACUCCGGUCUCUGCGCGGGCUGCGGCUCGGAAACCCGGUCGCUCCAACCUGAGCACAUCCAGUGCCCCCAAAGUUACGCCCAAUCAAUCCGACGAAGAGGCCCGGGCCCAGACCGCUGCACUCAUUGAUGACCUCAAGGAGCAGUUGCAAAAGGCGGAGACCGCCUCGGAGCAGUAUCGCAAGCAGUUGGGUGUCCUUCAAAUGCGCCUCGAUGAGGCGGUGAGCGAGCAAGGCAAGUUGGAGGACCAGAGCCAUGAGAGGGAUAGCAAGAUUGAAGCCCUGAAUGGUGAGAUCCGUGACCAUGUUCGCCAGAUUCGCGACCUCGAACAGGCACACGAACUGGAACGCAAUGCCAUGCUGCAGGAGAAGGAACAACAGGCGAGUCGUGAGGAAGAGAUGCAGGCUACCAUUCAGCGUCUGAAGGAGUCGCUGGCUCAGAAGGAGCGGGCAAAUGCUGCUGAUUCGGAUAAAAGUGUGUCUCGCUCAUGUAAGAAGAUCAUUUCUUCUUCUCCUUUGUCCUCUUCUAGUGGGAAACCUGCUAACAUGCCCCUUAUAGCCAGUUUCCGCAACCGGGCAUCACCGGAUGUCGAUGGUCAAUUCGCGCCCUCUUCCCAGAUUGAGAGAAGCCCUUCCCGCAAUAACUCGAAGCUGCUUUUGCAGAAGGAUAAGUUGAUCGAGUCUCUUCGGCUGGAGCUGGCUGAGUCCCAGAUCAAGCUUGUCGAGAUGGAGAACAAGGGCGGUGGCAGACAGCGAGAGCUGGAGAAGGAGCUUCUGGAAGCUCGCAUGGCGAAUGCCCGCUUGAUGGAGGAUAAUGAGAGCUAUCAAUUACUCCUCAGUGAGAGAACCCUCAAUGGUGAUUUCACAAAGGGUGACUUCAUGCGGGAAGUUCACCCGGACACUGCCGAGGAUGUCAAGGAGUCUGGCAGUGGCUUGGGUUCGUUGGCUGACGAGCUAGAAUCCGUCGAUGCUCGAGCAGAGACAGACAACACCCGCAAGCUGGAGACGGAGAUCAAGGCGCUGAAGGACCAGAACAAAGCCCUUACCCUUUAUAUCGAGCGGAUCAUCAGCCGCCUCCUGCAGCAUGAUGGUUUCGAGACCAUCCUUGACAAGAAUGAAAACGAUCCCCCGGCCAAGCCGAUGCCUGCGCACAGCAACAAAGAGCUUCCACCAACUCCCCCUGAGAAGGAUGACGCGCAGCAGACCUUCCUACAGCGCGCCAAGUCGGUCGUUGCAGGCCCGAACCAGAACCCUCCUCGGCCUUCGACCCAGCCGCGGUCACGCCCCACGAGCUAUAUGCCUCCACCCACCAGUGUGCCGACCGCUCACGAGAACCCACAGACAGCUCCUAGCAUCCCCCUUCGUGCUGGAUCAAUUCGCGGUCACCGCCGGACAAGGUCUGAACAAACGGACGUUGGGGCAGCAUCCGUCGUGGGUCAGAUGUAUCGGGGACGCAACUCGGGUGGGCCGAUCAGCCCUACUCUCAUGGGACCUGGAAAUCGCCAAAGCGCAUUUUCUUCAGCGAGUAUCAUGUCGAGUAUGAGUACCGGUGGCCGUGCGCCUUCACUCUCCAGUCAGCCUGAGCACAGCCGUUUGAGCAGCUCGGAUAGUGUCACGAGCGACCCCGCUGGUGAUACGGCAUCUACCGGUGCAACCUCCAGCUCUCCCCGUUCUAGCACCGGCAUGACCAAUUACACUGGAGCUGUCAUGACCCAGAACAAACUGCGUCCCCUGCGCCUAGUCAGCGAGACUAAGCUGGCCGAGGAAGAAGAAGCUGCCCGCAAGAAGGCUAACCGAGGCAGUUGGAUCCCCUGGUUCAACCGUCCCAACUCUAGCGAGGCCACCCAGCCUUCAACUUGA
Molecule: messenger RNA, 2016 nt
Organism: Aspergillus niger
Lineage: Eukaryota; Fungi; Ascomycota; Eurotiomycetes; Eurotiales; Aspergillaceae
Exons: 1
Coding region: 1-2016 (671 amino acids)
Source: RefSeq, a predicted model, not a curated record